CGUUGUGCGCCGCGGAUGAAUAUUUGCGUUCUUCGCCCCGUACUGCAGUUCAGGAAUCAGGAACGUUUCGCCACUUCCACAUAUUAGUUGGGGCUAGGAGCAAAUUUAAGGUACUUUAAGACCAACGCCAGGCCAGCUCAAUAUCCUCAGAUGCGCUCAAAUCUAAGUCGGUACUGUAGAGUGUAGUUGAAGUUGAGACGUCAGCUGCAGACAUGACCUGGCCUGCUGUGAGGCUGUGUACGGGGGCGUCCAUGCCACUGCUGGGUCUGGGGACAUGGAGGGCUAAACAGAAUGAGUGUUACCAGGCUGUGAAAACAGCCCUCCAGAUGGGAUACCGGCACAUCGACACGGCCGAGUUUUACCAGAAUGAGAAGGAAAUUGGUCAGGCUCUCCUGGAGCAGUUUACAGCAGGACUGAAGAGGGAGGAAGUGUUCGUAACAAGCAAGUUAUGGAACACCCGGCACCACCCCGAUGACGUCCUGCCAGCCUGUCAGAGGAGCCUAACCGACCUGGGACUAGACUAUCUGGACCUGUACCUCAUGCACUUCCCGGUGGCAUAUGCGAGAGGAGACAACUUUCUACCGUAUGAUGACAAGGGACAAGCUUCUACAAUGGACAUCCACUUCAUGGAUACAUGGAAGGCCAUGGAGAAGCUUGUGGAUGCAGGACUGGUGAAGGCCAUCGGUGUGUCCAACUUCAACAUCUCACAGAUGGAGGAGGUUCUGACCAAUGGGAGGAUCAAACCAGCUGUCAAUCAAGUUGAGAGUAACCCGUAUCUUGGUUGCCAUCGGUUACUGGAAUACUGCACAGCCAAAGACGUGGUCCUGACAGCAUUCUGUCCCUUAGCAAAGCCGGGAUCAAAGGAAGCAGAACAGUACGGAGUAGCUUCCCUGCUUCAGGACCCAGUAAUAAUGGAGAUCAGUAGGAAACAUGGGAAAACACCAGCACAGGUGUGCCUGAAGUGGCAGGUACAGAGGAAUGUGGUCGUUAUUCCCAAGAGUGUCUCACCUGCCAGGAUACAGGAAAACUCUCAGCUUUUUGACUUUGACUUGAGUGAAGAUGAUAUGGCGGCCAUCAACAGACUGGACAAAAACGGCAGAAUGGUUUGGUUUCAACCGAGUGAGACACAUCCACUCUGGCCCUUCAAUGAAGAGUUCUAAGCUAUGAGCUUUCAGUACCAAGGACAGAGCUCAGUGCUUGGACAACAGGAACCUCCAGUCUUCAGUACCAGGGACAGAGCUCAGUGCUUGGAACAGGAACCUCCAGUCUUCAGUACCAGGGACAGAGCUCAGUGCUUGGACAACAGGAACAAUCCAGUUCUUCACAAAUGGUGUCAGCUCCGGAUCCUAGCAAUUGAAUACAAUUAGGCCAUGUUGAUUUUGUUGUAUGGAUGACACCCACGCAUGCACCAAUUGUCGGCCGUUUCCAAAAGUAAAAUAAAAAGUUUUCAACCAAUAAAGGCAAAUCAUACAGAGCAGGAUCAAAAUAAGCAAAUAUACGUGUAUGCCAUGUAUUGCAAGAAAAUGUGAAAAAAAUAUUAGAAUGUUCCAAAGUCAAAGAAGAAGUGAAAGAACAAAAAUUGAGAAUCUAUUGUUCAGUAUACUAUAUUCUGUGUGUUCAGUCAUUUGUUCAACCUUCCUGACCACUUAGAUUUCAUAAUGAAAGUAAAGUUUUUUGGGGGGGUCAACCUUUUUUUUUACUUUUCUUCUUUGCCCGCUCGCAUCAGUUUUGCCAAUUUUUGGGGUUCCAAGAGGACGUCAUCCAUAUCAUCAAGUCAACAUGGCCUUAGCAUGCUCUCGUCAAUCGUCAGUUAUAUGUACACAAUGAUCUCUUUUGUUUGAUGUUGUUGUAUUAUCUGCUCUCACAAUAAACUGGAUAUUGAGUAAGUAACCGUUACAGUCAUGAAAUGAUGUAACCUGUAUAAAGUACAGUGGAUUUAUUCCUGUACUUACUGAAAGGUCCAUCUGUUGAGGAGUAUAAGUAUAUUUUAACAAGGGACCCUAAUUCUUGUGUUAGACUGAAUGUCUGGAGAUAUUUCUUAAUGAUCAUAUAAAUCACGAGAAUUAUAGUUUA
Molecule: messenger RNA, 2073 nt
Organism: Branchiostoma floridae (Florida lancelet)
Lineage: Eukaryota; Metazoa; Chordata; Leptocardii; Amphioxiformes; Branchiostomatidae
Product: aldo-keto reductase family 1 member A1-A-like
Exons: 11
Coding region: 213-1160 (315 amino acids)
Cellular component (GO): cytosol
Molecular function (GO): aldose reductase (NADPH) activity
Source: RefSeq, a predicted model, not a curated record